Messenger RNA from Cantharellus anzutake, 1605 nucleotides. Its product is annotated as cyclin-like protein. NCBI's taxonomy places the organism in Eukaryota, Fungi, Basidiomycota, Agaricomycetes, Cantharellales, Hydnaceae. Bases 72 to 1232 code for a protein of 386 amino acids. The transcript is spliced from 7 exons. Gene Ontology annotation, biological process: regulation of transcription by RNA polymerase II; positive regulation of DNA-templated transcription, elongation. The record is from RefSeq and is a predicted model, not a curated record. Gene Ontology annotation, cellular component: nucleus; cyclin/CDK positive transcription elongation factor complex. Gene Ontology annotation, molecular function: cyclin-dependent protein serine/threonine kinase activator activity.
GACAUCUCGGUGCACACUUGCCUGAACGGGACCCGCUCAACGAGCAAGGGUCUGAAAAUUCUCUGAGAGCUAUGACGACUAACGUGAAUCACCCAUACUUCAACCCAGAUGAAGUGGCAUACCUUUGCGAUCGACAGCGAGGGAAAAUGACCGAAUCGCAGGAGAGCAAAGCACGCAUUCAAGCCUGUUCCUUUAUCGAGGUAGUGGGAUCUAAAAUUGGCUUUCCUCGAGCAACAAUUGCUACCGCCCAAACUUUGUUCAAUCGCUUCCACAUGUUCUAUCCAUGGAAAGAGUUCAACUAUUCCGACGUUACGAUGGCUACUCUCUACGUAUCAAGCAAAUUGCAUGAUACCCUCAAGAAACCGCGUGAUUUGCUAAUGGUUUCAUAUGCGGUCCGAUUCCCUGAGCUGGCAGCCAAAGUUAAACACGGUGGAGGGGAGGUGGACAUUGAUCCGAGCACAAUUGAAGCUGACCGGAGGAGACUCCUCGCCAUCGAAAGACUGGUCAUGGAAACCGUGUGUUUCAACUUCCGCGUCCGUCUUCCAUUUUCGUAUGUUAUCAAAGUAGCAAGAGAGCUUAAAGUGGGCAAGCAUCUCACAAAACUGGCAUGGAGACUGGCGAUUGAUAGUCAUCGGACAAUGGCGCCGCUACAAUAUCCCCCUCAUGUUAUCGCUCUUGCGUCGAUAUUUCUAGCAGCACUCCUGGACCUCCGAGAAUCCGUGCAUCUCUUCCCUACGGAGCCCGAAGAUCGCUCCAGUCAAGAAAUAGUCGAGAUGCUUGCGGAGAAAGGGCAAUGGGAACAGAAAUUUCAUGCUCAAACCCAGGAUCUUGAAGAAAUAUGCCACUUCCUUCUUGACGUCCUCCUUUACGCUGCCGAGACCUCACAAAGCUCUUCAAACACUACCUCUCCUCAGACACCCCAAACACCUGCAUCACCAUCUCACUCGACCCCUUACCCAUCCAAUCCUUCCAGCCAGCAUUCUAAAGAUCCUCCUCCUCAGCCUCUCUUCCCUGUUGAGCAGCUCACACGAACGAAGAUUUUCCUUCGUGAGCGACCGCAUCCGUACCAUCCUCGCGAGAGGGGACUAAUUCCCGGCCGAGAUCAGAGUCUCUUCUUUGAAAUUGAGGAAAAGACAGCUCAGGAAGGCGUAGAUGGUGCCGGAGAAACGGUACUUAAUGCGUCGUGGAAGUCGGAGGGCACUGUCAGAUUCUUAUUCGGUCCUGAGAUAUGAGACUGGGUGCGUAUAUGGUCAUGAUCCUUUUUUGUUGCCCUGCGGCCUUGGGACUACGUGGAAAUUGGGUGUACAUAUAGUGUUCGUGUUACAGCAACUACAUUUCCAAAGAUUUUCCCUUUGAGUUGUUAACUUACAGCCUCCUGUUGGGAGUACCUAGAAAGGAUGCCAUUGCAAACGUAAUCGGUCGGCGCAAGCGCUUGCGAGCUCCUCGUACACACCUCUCGCCACCGCACUCGAUAUCGUUGGGCUAAGGUCUGCGGGGCUCAACCCAUCAUUAUGUAUAUAACACCAGUAGGGAAUGCGCGGUAUGUGUUAUGUUCGUCCCUGCUAUGCCGCAGUCAACCAGUAGAGCUAGCAAUUGCUCGCGACU